Mugil cephalus (flathead mullet) is the source of this 3473-nucleotide messenger RNA. It is a transcript of the gene paics, whose product is annotated as phosphoribosylaminoimidazole carboxylase, phosphoribosylaminoimidazole succinocarboxamide synthetase. Bases 16 to 3336 code for a protein of 1106 amino acids. Lineage: Eukaryota; Metazoa; Chordata; Actinopteri; Mugiliformes; Mugilidae. Gene Ontology annotation, biological process: 'de novo' IMP biosynthetic process. Gene Ontology annotation, molecular function: phosphoribosylaminoimidazolesuccinocarboxamide synthase activity. The transcript is spliced from 15 exons. The record is from RefSeq and is a predicted model, not a curated record.
CAGGUCAGCUCAAACAUGGAGAGAGGAGCAGAAAGACAAAGAGGAGGUGAAAUGGAGGUGGUGGAGGAGAAGGGCUCAGUGGAAAUGCAGUGGGGGGAGGCAGAAGUGCUGGCUCUCAUAUCAGUGUGGAACGAGCUUGGGGCUCAGCACGUAGCAGAGAGCAGAAAUAAAUUUGAGUUGAUCUCAGAGCGUCUGAGGCGGCUCAGCGUUAUACGCGGCUGGAAGCAGUGCCAGGCCAAGAGCAGGAGCCUGGGACUUCAGAGCAAGAAGCCUGACGCAGCAGCAGGCACGUCAGCAAACUACAGCCCAGGAAUGGAUGGGAAGUCGCUGGAGGGCUGGAAGGAAGAGGUGGAUGGUGUGGGUAGUCAAAGAGGAAUCUUCGCUUCCUCAGUCACUAUCCCAAUGCAGGAAGGAGCCAAGAUUCAGACCCACCCAACUGUUGCCUACACUCCGAACGUGGCCGAGGAGGGGGGUCGCCACUGGACAGACGACGAGGUGCGGGCACUGUUGUGCGUCUGGGCCGACCGGCGCAUUCAGGAGCGCUUGAAGUGCACCCUGCGCAACAAGUCAAUCUUCCAGGAGAUGUCCCGCCAGAUGCAGAGAAACUACGGGGUGGUCCGCAACUGGAAGCAGUGUCGGACGAAAUACAAGAACUUGAAGUACGACUACAAGACGGCCAAAAGCGCUCACGCCGCCGGGGGCAGCGGCGCAGGGGGCCCGGGGAAGUACAUGAAGUUUUUCGACGAGGUCGAAGCCAUCCUGCUGGACCGCGGACUGGAGAACGGGACCGUGGAAAUGCAGAGGAGGUUGUACACGGAAGAAAUGGCGGCAUGCAUGCUAAAAGCGCCGGGAGCCCACACAGGACAGGGGCCACCCUCGGAGGGUGAGGUCGUCAUAGAAAUUGAUGAUGGUAUGUAUUCAGUCCACAAUGCAAGUAGAGGUUUUGGAUUAAAGGCAAGGAAAUCAUUUUUUUUUUCUAUUUUUUCAGAUGACAACAGCGACGAUUAUGACAUUGAUGGAGACGUGGAAACAAAAUGGAAAGGAGCAGAUGCCCGUCUACUGCACGCAGAUUCGUCCAGCUCCGACCAGCUUAAUGUGGUCACGGUGUCGGACACGGGACGGAACUGGAGCGACCAAGAGGUGCAGGCGCUGAUUCAAGUCUGGUCCGACGAGCGCAUAUGCAGGCAGCUGGAGAGCUCCACCAGGAAGAGGGACAUCUUCGUCCAGAUCUCCAAGAGGUUGCUGCAACAAGGGAUAGAGCGCGACUGGAAACAGUGCCACACCAAGUACAAAAACCUCAAGUACCUUUACCGAUCCCUCCAAAGGGGCAAGACUGACGAAGUUGACCCCAGACGCCUCAUGAGGUUCUACGACGAAGUGGAUUCCAUUAUGAGCCAGAUCAAAAGUAGCUCACCGCGUGACAUUGGUGGUGCCGACUCUGCAGACUCGAGCAGACUCACGGUGCUGGAAGGUUUUGAGGAGAACAAGCAUUUAAGUAGCUUUCUGACCAAGGCAACCGUCGGGACGGCAGCGACGGGAGACGUGGAGGAAAGGACGAUCAGCUGCGAUUCGUCCGUAGCCCGCGACGUAUCAAACACCGGCGACUUGAGGCAGCGUUGUUUGGAUCGACACCACAGACUGAGUAGCGCUUCUGAAACAAGGCCAGAAAUAGUGGACACUUGCUCAGCAGGCAGAGGAAUGAAGAGGAAAGCCGUGGAUCCAGACCCCACGCUCCAGACGCCAGUAAAAAGACUGGACAUUGGCCCUGACUUUGCUUGUAAAGGGGCGGGCCAGGUCAAAGAAGAACCUGGUCACUUCCCAAUAAUCAAUUCCGUCUGUUCAAUGGCCACCCCUAACCUAUCCCCAGAGAGACAGGUAAUACCUGCUAACGCUGUGAAAACUGAAGAAACACUCCUUCCUCAGGUUGUAGGAAUGCAGAUGUGCUCGACACAGCCGAAGACCCCGCACUCCUCCCCGAUACCGUUCUCCUCGAACUCCAUCCCGCCGACGUCGUCUGCCCCCGGUCCUCCGGAGGACUGCUCAAGACCGAUCAGCGCCAUGGCCUCCACACCAGAGUUGAACAUCGGCAAGAAGCUCAAUGAGGGAAAGACGAAGCAGAUCUUCGAGCUCGUGGACCAGCCGGGACUGGUCCUGGUCCAGUCCAAGGACCAGAUCACGGCGGGGAAUGCUGUGAGGAAGGAUCAGAUGGAGGGAAAGGCUGCCAUCGCCAACAAAACGACGAGCAGCGUCUUCCAGCUUCUGCAGGAAUCUGGAAUUAAGACGGCCUUUGUGAAGCAGCACUCGGACACGGCCUUCAUCGCGGCCCAUUGUGAGAUGAUUCCCAUUGAGUGGGUGUGUCGGAGAGUGGCGACCGGGUCCUUCCUCAAGAGGAACCCAGGAGUCAAGGAAGGCUACCGCUUCUCGCCCCUGAAGAUGGAGAUGUUCUUUAAAGAUGAUGCCAAUAAUGACCCCCAGUGGUCAGAGGAGCAGCUGCUGGAGGCCAAAUUCUCUCUGGCUGGGCUCACCAUCGGCCAGUGCGAGGUGGACAUCAUGAACCGGAGCACUGUGGCCAUCUUUGAGAUUCUGGAGAAGGCCUGGGCCACUCAGAACUGCACCCUGGUGGAUAUGAAGAUCGAGUUCGGCGUCAAUGUGAAAACUCAAGAGAUCGUCCUUGCUGAUGUGAUCGACAAUGAUUCGUGGAGGCUGUGGCCCGCUGGCGAUCGCAGCCAGCAGAAAGAUAAGCAGGUGUACAGAGACUUGAAAGAAGUUACCCCUGAGGCAAUGCAGAUGGUGAAGAGAAACUUUGAAUGGGUCUCUGAAAGGGUCAAGCUGCUGCUGGAGUCCCAGGCUAGCGGCAGGGUGGUGGUCCUGAUGGGCUCCACCUCGGACAUGGCCCACUGUGAAAAAAUCAGGAAGGCCUGCACCUCCUACGGGAUCUCCUGCAUCCUGAGGGUCACCUCUGCACACAAGGGUCCAGAUGAGACCCUCCGCAUCAAAGCAGAAUAUGAAGGCGACGGCGUACCCACUGUGUUUGUGGCAGUGGCUGGAAGAAGUAACGGUCUCGGUCCGGUCAUGUCCGGAAACACCGCUUAUCCUGUCAUCAACUGCCCUCCUCUCACUCCAGACUGGGGUGCACAAGAUGUCUGGUCAUCCCUCCGCAUGCCAAGCGGUCUCGGAUGCUCCACGAUCCUCUCCCCUGAGGCCGCCGCCCAGUUCGCGGCCCAGAUUUUCGGCCUGACCGACCACCUGGUGUGGUGCAAGCUGAGAGCCUCCAUGCUCAACACCUGGGUGUCCCUCAAGCUGGCCGACAAAAAGCUGCAGGCCUGCAGCCUCUGAAGGCACUAAAGAAGCAGUAGGACCCAGCGGGCCCCACUCUUUGUCAGUGUCAUGUCUUUGUUUACUCUGACGGCCCCGUUAACUGUAGAUGUUUCUCACGCACAAAUCAUUCCAUUAAAAAAAUGAAACACUUCUUA